This is a messenger RNA of Histoplasma mississippiense, 246 nucleotides long. RefSeq lists its product with no specific name. The transcript is spliced from 3 exons. The coding region runs from base 1 to 246 and encodes 81 amino acids. The record is from RefSeq and is a predicted model, not a curated record. NCBI's taxonomy places the organism in Eukaryota, Fungi, Ascomycota, Eurotiomycetes, Onygenales, Ajellomycetaceae.
AUGAAUACUACUGCGGCAGCUGUUAUUGUGUGGUCAAGCGCCUCCCAAGAAGCAAUUACAUUCGGAGCUACUAGAACUGGGGCAAAAGAGGUUCACCACCAGCGCCAUGCUGUCCAUAAGGGUAUGAGGGCGAUCCCUAAUGAGUCUGGGGCGAUGCAGCUGGCAACCGACGGACAUCGCCCUGAGGGUUUAACUAUAUAUAGGCUACAUGCUCCAAUAGCAGCGGCAGCGGUUACCUGUUACUGA